AUUUAUUACCUUUCCCUGGAAUUCUACAUGGGCCGCACGCUGCAGAACACGAUGGUGAACCUGGGCCUUCAGAAUGCAUGUGAUGAAGCCAUUUACCAGUUGGGGUUGGACCUGGAAGAACUGGAGGAGAUAGAAGAGGACGCCGGCCUGGGGAAUGGAGGCCUGGGGCGGCUGGCAGCCUGUUUCCUUGAUUCGAUGGCCACCUUGGGCCUGGCAGCAUACGGCUACGGAAUCCGCUAUGAAUUUGGGAUUUUUAACCAGAAGAUUGUCAAUGGCUGGCAGGUCGAAGAGGCUGACGACUGGUUGCGCUAUGGCAACCCCUGGGAGAAGGCCCGGCCCGAGUACAUGCUUCCUGUGCACUUCUACGGGCGAGUGGAGCACACGCCCACAGGCGUGAAGUGGCUGGACACGCAGGUGGUGCUCGCCAUGCCCUAUGACACGCCGGUGCCCGGCUACAGGAACAACACCGUCAACACCAUGAGGCUGUGGUCUGCCAAGGCGCCCAACGACUUCAAGCUGCAGGACUUCAACGUGGGAGACUACAUCGAGGCAGUCCUGGAUAGGAACUUGGCUGAGAACAUCUCCAGAGUCCUGUAUCCAAACGACAAUUUCUUCGAGGGAAAGGAGCUCCGCCUGAAGCAGGAGUACUUUGUGGUGGCCGCAACCCUCCAGGACAUCAUUCGCCGCUUCAAGUCGUCCAAGUUCGGCUGCCGAGACCCAGUGAGAACCUGUUUUGAGACGUUCCCAGACAAGGUGGCCAUCCAGCUGAACGACACCCACCCGGCCCUCUCCAUCCCUGAGCUCAUGCGGAUCCUAGUGGACGUGGAGAAGGUGGACUGGGACAAGGCCUGGGAAAUCACAAAGAAGACCUGUGCAUACACCAACCACACGGUGCUGCCCGAGGCUUUGGAGCGCUGGCCCGUGUCCAUGUUUGAGAAGCUGCUGCCACGGCACCUGGACAUAAUCUACGCCAUCAACCAGAGGCACCUGGAUCACGUGGCCGCCCUAUUUCCUGGGGACGUGGACCGCUUGAGAAGGAUGUCUGUGAUCGAGGAAGGGGACUGUAAACGUAUCAACAUGGCCCACCUGUGUGUGAUCGGCUCCCAUGCUGUCAACGGCGUGGCCAGGAUCCACUCGGAGAUUGUGAAACAGUCUGUCUUUAAGGAUUUUUAUGAGCUGGAGCCGGAGAAGUUCCAGAACAAGACAAACGGUAUCACACCCCGACGGUGGCUGCUGCUGUGCAACCCAGGACUGGCUGACGCCAUCGUGGAGAAAAUCGGGGAGGAUUUCCUGACUGACCUGAGCCAGCUGAAGAAGCUGCUGCCGCUCAUCAAUGACGAGGCGUUCAUCAGGGACGUGGCCAAAGUCAAGCAGGAAAACAAGUUGAAGUUCUCUGCCUUCCUGGAGAGGGAGUACAAGGUGAGGAUCAACCCCUCCUCCAUGUUCGACGUGCACGUGAAGAGGAUCCACGAGUACAAGCGGCAGCUGCUCAACUGCCUGCACGUGGUCACCCUGUACAACCGGAUAAAGAAAGAGCCAGCGAAGGCCUUUGUGCCCAGGACUGUUAUGAUCGGGGGCAAGGCGGCUCCUGGUUACCACAUGGCUAAGAUGAUCAUCAAGUUGGUCACGUCCAUCGGUGAUGUUGUCAAUCAUGAUCCAGUUGUGGGUGACAGGCUCAAAGUGAUCUUCCUGGAGAACUACCGAGUGUCCUUGGCCGAGAAAGUGAUCCCAGCCGCUGACCUGUCACAGCAGAUCUCCACCGCGGGCACCGAGGCUUCGGGCACAGGCAACAUGAAGUUCAUGCUCAACGGGGCGCUCACCAUCGGCACCAUGGACGGCGCCAACGUGGAGAUGGCCGAGGAGGCCGGGGCGGAGAACCUGUUCAUCUUCGGCCUGCGUGUGGAAGAUGUCGAGGCCUUGGACCAGAAAGGGUACAAUGCCAGAGAGUACUACGACCGGCUGCCCGAGCUGAGGCAGGCUGUGGACCAGAUCAGCAGUGGCUUCUUUUCUCCCAAAGAUCCAGACUGUUUCAAGGAUGUCGUGAACAUGCUGAUGUAUCACGACAGGUUCAAGGUGUUUGCAGACUAUGAAGCCUACAUGCAGUGCCAGGCCCGGGUGGACCAGCUCUACCGGAGCCCCAAGGAGUGGACCAAGAAGGUCAUUAGGAACAUCGCCUGCUCGGGCAAGUUCUCCAGUGACCGGACCAUCACGGAGUAUGCGAGGGACAUCUGGGGCGUGGAGCCCUCUGACCUGCAGAUCCCGCCCCCCAACAUCCCCAAGGACUAGGUGCCCCACCAGCCGGGGACCAACGGGCAUUUGUUUUCUUGCUGAUUUUGUACUUCGUGCCAGUUUUUAAGCACUUUGCCAGCAGCUGGUGGUCCCUCCUUUUCUGAGAGGG
Molecule: messenger RNA, 2398 nt
Organism: Galeopterus variegatus (Sunda flying lemur)
Lineage: Eukaryota; Metazoa; Chordata; Mammalia; Dermoptera; Cynocephalidae
Gene: PYGB
Product: phosphorylase, glycogen; brain
Exons: 19
Coding region: 28-2286 (752 amino acids)
Biological process (GO): glycogen catabolic process
Cellular component (GO): cytoplasm
Molecular function (GO): pyridoxal phosphate binding; glycogen phosphorylase activity
Source: RefSeq, a predicted model, not a curated record